Messenger RNA from Neocloeon triangulifer, 1127 nucleotides. RefSeq lists its product as uncharacterized. The record is from RefSeq and is a predicted model, not a curated record. Lineage: Eukaryota; Metazoa; Arthropoda; Insecta; Ephemeroptera; Baetidae. The coding region runs from base 320 to 649 and encodes 109 amino acids. The transcript is spliced from 4 exons.
CUUAAUGACAAUCAGUGCUCAUUUGGGAUGAUGCAAUGCAAGCGAAGGAGGAAAACACGUGACUACUGCAGAGCUUUAUUAAUUCAAAAGAGACUUUUGACCUUUAGUUAUAAAAAAGCUAGAAGGGUUUAAAAAACAAGGAAAGUUUAUUGUUAAGCAGGUCAUUUAGAAAUAAUUUUCCUCUUCGUUUCAUCCGUAGCAGAGGGGCGAAAAUUUAGUAUAAAAGCUGAAGCAAUCGCAGUGAAAAAUUAUCACAUUCACUUCUCGAUCUGGAAACUGUAAAAUCCUAUAGUGAAAGCAUCUUCUUUUUUUUGCAAUCAUGAAGAUUUAUCUCUUUGUGCUUCUCAUUGGUGCACUGUUGUUGGCGCAAGAAACAAGCGCUCGGGCAAUGGAACAUUUGAGCCCAUCAGGCCCGUUAGUUAGUGCCAAAAAUCAGCCGCCAAGCACACCUGCAAUUCAUGAUGUUCACCAACCUAAAGCUGAAUUGACCACAGAUGUCAAUGGAGUUGCAGUUCCUGUUCUUUCUCAGUUUCAAGACAAGAACGGCACGCUCAUGAGGCAAAAGCGAGACGGCUGGAAAAAAUAUUUGCAACAAGCCUCACAAGUUCUGUUGGCUUCAGCUAAGGCAUAUUCUGGCGUCAAAGGUUGAAUUCUCUGAUCGUUCACAGCUAGGAGCUAGGAGUCAUAGCUCAUAGCCUAGGACAACCAAUAAGGAAAUUUUCACUUUUUUUUUAAUUUUCCUAUUUUGGUAUAAUGAAAGCUCAUUUAGUUUGAAAACUAAUACAAUUACAUACUUUUUAUCACUUUUUAUAGACAAUUCAAAUCAUGUAUAAGAAUAACUAUAAACACUUUUUCUAUAAAAAUUCAAUACAAACUUACUUGUCAGUUGUUAUAACUAAUUUUUUUCUUCUAAUAGCUGCAGAGCUAAACUCUCUGCGAGAGUGCACUGCAUGUUAUUUGGCAAAGUUUGGCAAAUUGCGCAAAUUUUAUUCCUGCAAAUUUUGAUCAAUAGAUAAAAAUUUAAAAAGUAACAUUUGAAAUCACACCAUUAUAUCUUAAUGGGCUAAGUUUGAAAAUACACCGUUGUAAUCUGUUGUAAAACAAAUAAAUAAUAUUCUUUAAAAAUA